AUGAGGCUGCCCGGUGGGUCUGGCUUGGGCACACAGGGUGGUGACGCAGGCGCGUGGGAGCAGGGGAAAACAGAGGAGCGGUCAACAGUGACCGAGCGCGGCGAGGGCCUCGCCGGAGUUGCUCCGGUGGGUCUACGGCACGGCGGAGAGGCGCGAAAGGAUCACAGGAAGAUCCCGCGUUCCCGGGUGCCACUAGCCGCACCGGACAACGACGGAGUCGACGCCGGCGACGAGCUACAAAGGCGGCGACGAGCACGGAGGAACGAGAAAUUAGGGACCUUGUCCCACCAAUCCAAUCCCCACGCCGCCGCCACACCCUUUGUUUUCAACGCCAAGCCAACCAGCUUCAUCCUCCCCAAUCCAAAAUCCAGCCAAUCCCAUCGCAGCUCUUCCCUGCCUCGGUCCUCGAUCUGGAUCAAGAGGAGCGCCGAGCCUCGAGCCCCUUGCGCCGUGCGCCUCCCUCGCCGGAGCUCCUCUCCAGCACGCCGGCGACCCCGGCCAGGGAACCAGCGCUGCCGCCCAAGGAGGAAGCUCGCCACCUACCCACAAGUUCGCCGCGCCAUCGGUCGCUUCCGCCGCCGUCAGGCCAGGAUCUCCCCGUCGCUCCACUUCUCCCACUCCCCUUGUUUCUUCUUGUUUUCCCCUGCUGCUCCCUGUGGCCUGAUCUCUUGCCGCCGACAGGAACUGCCAGCGCCGCCAUGGCCUCGUCUCCGGCCAGAAAGGCCCGUCCCAGACCUCCACCACCCGGAUCCAGUGACUCUUGCCGCCGCCGCGGCCAAGAACCUCACCGAAGAACGAUGUUCCGCCCUGGACCCGCUCGUUUCAGCAGCCGCUGCCGCUCUGAAACUUGCGCCCGCUGUGAUUGCUUCAUUUGUCGAGAACGAGCGCUCCCUCGUCGUUGCGUGGACCACAGAAGACCCGCGCCUGGGCUGUGUCUCGUGCGAGGUACACCAACCGGCCCAGCUGCCAGCCCUGCGGCGCCCGGCCUGCCUUGGCCUCUCCCUCUACGCAAACUGGGCCUGGCCCAUGGGUGAGGCACACCCCAGCGCCCCUGUUUGCUAUCCUCCUAUUGGGCCAGAUCAUAGAUGUGGCCCGAAUCAUGUUUUUUCCCGAGGAACGAAUUUAGCUAUUAUUCCUGAGACGGUUGCUUUGCAGAAAAACCCUGAAAUUUCAUGCAUUUAAUAACUUCACAACCAUGCAUCGGAUGUAAAUAAUUUAUAUGUGUAAAAUGACUAGAAUUUCAUCUAGUUUCAUAAUAUACCACUUU
Messenger RNA from Triticum aestivum (bread wheat), 1267 nucleotides. RefSeq lists its product as uncharacterized. Bases 1 to 1182 code for a protein of 393 amino acids. The transcript has 3 exons. Lineage: Eukaryota; Viridiplantae; Streptophyta; Magnoliopsida; Poales; Poaceae. The record is from RefSeq and is a predicted model, not a curated record.